Molecule: messenger RNA, 1225 nt
Organism: Coregonus clupeaformis (lake whitefish)
Lineage: Eukaryota; Metazoa; Chordata; Actinopteri; Salmoniformes; Salmonidae
Product: zinc finger protein 239-like
Exons: 2
Coding region: 75-1028 (317 amino acids)
Biological process (GO): negative regulation of DNA-templated transcription
Cellular component (GO): nucleus
Molecular function (GO): RNA polymerase II transcription regulatory region sequence-specific DNA binding; DNA-binding transcription factor activity
Source: RefSeq, a predicted model, not a curated record
GGUACCAGGUACCGUAAACACGCUAGGCUGAAGCAGAUAAAACAAACAGCUAGACUUUCAUUGCCCUCGCCAAUAUGUCAAAACUACAGUUGCUGAAUGUGUUCGUCACGGAGCGUUUGUCGGCGACUGCUGCGGAGAUAUUCGAGGCCGUAGAGAAGACCAUAGCAGAGUAUCAGGAAGAAAUAUUCCGUUCAGCAGAGGAGAACGAGCGUCUACGGAGGGAGAUGGACAUGGUUAUUAAACAAGAUAUAAAGUUACACAGAACAGACUUCCAGCUACUCACUCCCACUGUUCCCCCUGAGCAGCAGAACUGUGAGCAGGAGUGGAGCCCCAGUCUGGGGCAGGAGGACCCAGAACCCACACAGAUUAAAGAGGAACAACAGGAGCUCAGACUCAGUCAGGAGGACUCACCUCAGCCCUCACAUCUUUACCAAAACCAAACUGUGGAUGACGGAAAGCGGGGCACUCUACCUAUCAUCAUAACUGAAGAGAUCAAAACAGAACCUGAUGGAGAGGGCUACAAAGUACCAGAACCAACCAGUGAUCAGCCCCUCUCAGUUCAUCCAGACUUCUCUGCUACAGUGGAAAAACCAUAUUGGUGUAAACAAUGUGGCAAAAGCUUUACACGUAAGGGAAACUUGACCUUGCAUUUAAAGAUACACACAGGAGAGAAACCUUUUCUGUGCAAACAAUGUGGCAAAAGGUUUAACCAGAAGAGCAACUUGACCAUCCAUUCAAGGACACACACAGGAGAGAAUCCCUAUCAGUGCAAACAAUGUGGCAAAAUGUUUAACCAUAAGAGCAACUUGACCAGCCAUUCAAGGAUACACACAGGGGAGAGACCCUAUCAGUGCAAACAAUGUGACAAAUCCUUCAACCAGAAGAUAGAAUUGACAUCGCAUAUGACAGCUCAUACAGGGGAGAAACAAUAUAGGUGUCCUGUAUGCAGGAAAAGUUACAUCACAUUGAGCUAUUUAAGACUUCAUCAGUGUGUUCACACAGGGGAGAAAUCUUACCAGUGCAAAUAAUGUGGCAGAUGUUUUAGUUAUAAACAUAGCCUUACAUGACAUUUGAGCAGUCACACUAAAGGGCAUACAUGAUAUUACUGCAGUGAGUACAACAAAAGCUUCCACCUGAAGUGAAAGUGAAAACAACAUGAUACUUUUAUAUCAUUGUGGAUUUCUUCUCACAUCCAACUUGUAAAUAAAUGUUAUGUUCUAUUUUC